Molecule: messenger RNA, 935 nt
Organism: Monodelphis domestica (gray short-tailed opossum)
Lineage: Eukaryota; Metazoa; Chordata; Mammalia; Didelphimorphia; Didelphidae
Gene: MORN5
Product: MORN repeat containing 5
Source: RefSeq, a predicted model, not a curated record
CUAUAGUGAGGGUGCUGUACACAGUAUCGCCGGCUGAACGUGGAGGACUGAGCGGACGCUAUGCAGUAUACGGGUAGCCAGUACUGUGGUGAAUAUGUUAAUGGAAGGUAAGGAAAGGACUUUGUAAACGCAUGGCAAUAGGCCUGCAAGAAGAUGGAACCGAUAUUAGAAGAAUCAGAGGACAACUCCUCCCUACCCCAGCCUUGUCAUACCGGCGUCUGUUAUAACAAGAAGCCCCCCUGCGGUGUCCUCAAGCCAACCCGACGAGGCCCAACUAAGCCUGAGCGCGCUUCCACCAGCCGGCCCUAUCAGGACAGCGCCGCCCUCUCGACCAAAAUGGAAGGUGAGGCCAUCUACAUUCUCCCCACGGAUACAAAAUAUAAAGGGCUAAUGAAAGAUGGAAUGUUUCAUGGCAAAGGAACGCUGUACUUUCCUAGUGGGAGCAAAUAUGAAGCCACGUGGGAAAAAGGAAGAAUCAUAAAGGGGCACUAUACCUUUGCUGAUGGCCUAAAGUACGAUGAAGAACAAUGGCAUUAUUGUGAUGGCUAUGAUAGAAGAUUUUACACUGAAAUCUGUGAAGGUCUGAAGCCUGCAGGAAUUUCUCAGCUCACCAACUUAGACCCUCCUCGAAGAAUUCCUGAAGGUUGUUAUGAUUGUGGAGAUGGAUUCUAUGACCCUGAAACUAGGGUGGUCAGAGACUACAGGAAUCGGUUCUUGAGAAAUGCAGAUGAUGAUGAACACGAAUGGAUCAUUCGGACCUGUCGGAAAGGCUGGGAUGAGUUCAUUGAACACAGAGCUAAACUCUAAACAGCCUUACCAUUUCUGGGAUCAAUGGGUAGAGUUCUUGAUAUUGAUUAUCUUUCUAGUAGGAAAUACUAACAGUUUUGUUGUUUUGCCUGUUUAAAUAGAAAUAAAGGCCUUUGGGGUUCACUGCA